Messenger RNA from Microthlaspi erraticum, 840 nucleotides. Lineage: Eukaryota; Viridiplantae; Streptophyta; Magnoliopsida; Brassicales; Brassicaceae. The record is from the annotation of a GenBank genome assembly.
AUGCACACCAGAUCCAAAGGACGAGACAACCUCCUAAGUACAAGCGAUCUUGACAAAGCAGAGCAAAACAAACGGUCACGCAGAGUUACUUCGCGAACCAGAAGACAAGAGGUUCCGGACAUGGCAGCCCAACCCCAACAGGAAGGAUUCCCACCCGGACCGGAACAACAAGGUGGUCAGCGAAACAACCCACCUCUGCGACCUCACCGUCAAAUAGGUGCCGGCGAUGCACCUAACACUCACGAAAACCGUCAAGGCAUAGCCCCGCCGAAUGUGCACAACAACUUCGAAAUCAAACCGCACAUUCUGCAUCAAGUCCAACAAAAGAUCUAUCACGGUCUACCUGAGGAAGACCCGUUGGACCAUCUUGACGAGUUUGACAGAGCAUGUGAUUUGAUCACACAGAAUGGGGUAAGCGAAGACGCAACCAAACUUCGUUUAUUCCCAUUCUCACUUGAUGGCAAAGCUCGCCAAUGGGAAAAGACGAUACCUCGAGGGUCCAUAACAAGCUGGGAUCAGUGCAAGAAAGCCUUCUUGGCUAAGUUCUUCUCCUCAGUCAGAACUGCAAGCUUCAGAACCAACAUCUCAAGCUUCGCACAAAAGCACGGCGAGAGUUUCACAGACGCCUGGGAACGCUUCAAAGGAUAUCAGUCGAAGUGCCCACACCACGGUUUCUCUCAAGAGUCACUCUUAAGCACUCUAUACCGUGGUGUACUGCCUCGUUUAGGCAGAUGCUUGACACAGCAAGCCAAGGCAACUUCUUGGCCAGAGACGUCGACGACGGUCUGUUUUGGUGGAAAACAUGGCAAUGAGCAAUGGUACAUACGGCGAAGAUCAUGA